AUGGCGGUGUCACCACUCGACUCACUGCUGGCCACCUUCGACCGCCAUAUCGAGCAGAAAGCGGCGGCGGACCAACGCCUCAUCUCAGCUGCACAGGCCGGCCCAUCUUCGCUAGCUUUGAGGCGCAAUGAGGUAAGGGACCUCAUCACCGGCUCAUCGGGCGAGGCAUCGCGCUCGACCUCCUUGCAACUGUCGCCGCUGGAGCGAGCGAUCUAUUACGAGGUGGAGGGGCGAAGGCACAAGUUGCACCGGAAGCAGAAGGAGCUCGACUUCUGGGCAGCGUAUCAGGAUGAGCUUGCAGAUAGGGCGACCAAGAUGCCGACGAGCAGGUCUGCACUCGAGGCGCAGAUUGCCGACAAGAGGGCGCGGCUGAUGGAGCUCGAGGCGCGAGACAAGCUACGCAUCGAGACGACGCGGGCGCUCGAGUCGAGCGCUGCCAUCCAGCGAGUGCUCGCCACCACAUCGCCUGCGCCGUCGACGGGCAAACAUGACGAGGAGCAUUAUGCAACGACGCGCGAGAUGCUCAACCAGAGGGACGACCAAGCGCUGGCCUUCCUCAAGACGUUCAACGAGACGCGCGCCAUCAAGGAGGACAGGAUCGCGGUGAAGGCAGAGAUUCGAGAACAACGUCUCAAAACGCUGCGACUUCUUGAAAGCAUCAAGGCGAUCAAGGCCGAGAUCCGCGCUCGACAGCUGAAUCCGGCUGGGUCGGGGGCAGCGAACGACUCGGAUGCACCGCAGGACAUGGGGGCGGUCAAGAAGGUGCAGCAGAUGCAGCGCGAGAUCAACGAGGCGCGCUCCAAAAAAGAACUCGUCAAGGGCAUUCUACGUGGGCUCAUCUUGGAAUCGGGACGCGAUUGGACCAAGAACAAGGCGACGCGCACACUCAUGCUGUCGCUCGACGACGAGGACGACGCUUCGGACGAUGCAUUGAGCGACGACGAAGCUGCGCCAGAUGGCGACGGCGACGACGAAGAAGAGAUCGAUGAAGACGAGGAUGAAGACAUCGAUGAUCUGGACGAAGAGUAG
Moesziomyces antarcticus is the source of this 1029-nucleotide messenger RNA. RefSeq lists its product as uncharacterized. The coding region runs from base 1 to 1029 and encodes 342 amino acids. Lineage: Eukaryota; Fungi; Basidiomycota; Ustilaginomycetes; Ustilaginales; Ustilaginaceae. Gene Ontology annotation, biological process: kinetochore assembly. The record is from RefSeq and is a predicted model, not a curated record. Gene Ontology annotation, cellular component: kinetochore. The transcript is spliced from 3 exons.